AUGACACCCACACAUUUUAGCUUUAGCUCAGCAUUUAUCCUAGGUCUAAUAGGACUGGCAUUUCACCGAACCCAUUUACUAUCAGCACUCCUAUGCUUAGAAGGAAUAAUGCUAUCCCUAUUUAUUGCACUAGCCCUAUGAGCACUACAAUUUGAAUCUACAGGAUUCUCAACAGCCCCUAUGCUACUCCUGGCCUUUUCCGCCUGUGAAGCAAGCACCGGCCUGGCACUACUAGUUGCCACAGUCCGUACUCACGGCACUAACCGACUACAAAGCCUCAACCUUCUACAAUGCUAA
Onychostoma macrolepis is the source of this 297-nucleotide messenger RNA. The record is from the annotation of a RefSeq genome assembly. NCBI's taxonomy places the organism in Eukaryota, Metazoa, Chordata, Actinopteri, Cypriniformes, Cyprinidae.